Molecule: messenger RNA, 1173 nt
Organism: Aplysia californica (California sea hare)
Lineage: Eukaryota; Metazoa; Mollusca; Gastropoda; Aplysiida; Aplysiidae
Product: probable G-protein coupled receptor 156
Exons: 4
Coding region: 1-1173 (390 amino acids)
Biological process (GO): gamma-aminobutyric acid signaling pathway; G protein-coupled receptor signaling pathway
Cellular component (GO): G protein-coupled receptor heterodimeric complex; membrane
Molecular function (GO): G protein-coupled GABA receptor activity
Source: RefSeq, a predicted model, not a curated record
AUGCUCAAGGACAGCAGUCUGUGUGUGAUCAUUGUGGCCCUGGCAUUGGUCAACUGUUGUGUGCUCAUCGCCUGGUUCCUCGUCUCGCCGCAAACUCCUCACCUCAUCGACAUAGGCACACCUGUGGCCUCCUCCGACAAAGACCUGAUGUACCAGGAACAGUUCCUCAAGUGCGACUCUAAGUACGGGCUGCACUUCACCGUGGCGCUCAUUGCUAUACAAGGCGUGGUCAUCCUCUUCGGCGCUUUCCUUGCGAUACAGACGCGGAAGGUGUCUCUGCCCCAACUGAACGAAUCCAAGUGGAUUGCCUUGUGUAUCUACAACGUGGUGGUACUCUCCCCUGUGGGCGUGGUGGUCGUCAUGGCAACCGACUCCAAGCCGGAAAUGAGUUACUCCCUAGAGGCAGCUAUACUGAUCCUGGUCACGGCGGUCACAGAGUUCCUCAUUUUUGUCCCUAAGAUCAUCGCGUACAGACGGUUCAACCGUUCCAAAUCUCCAAAGUUUGACUUAAAACUUAAACUGAGGAACAUCAACAACGUCCUUGGGAUAUUCGGUGUUCCUUCUCCGCCUCUAGAUCCGACUGACCAACCAAAAUCAUUGCACACUGACGGACAAGCAGUCUCGCUUGACCCAACCACAGCGAACAGCACUCGGUCAGCCGUCAAGUGCCCCGGCCCCGCCAUUUGUCUUGCGCGGUGUAGCAGCGGAAUGUCUGGAGACACCGACUGGCCUGACACGCCCACCCGCGCGGUCUGCGCCAUCAAAGACGGGGCGACGAAGAACGAGCUGCCUCUGCUGCAGUUUCAAGAGUUUUUAGGCUCCUCUUGCGACUCUUCAAGAAGCUGCUAUAUCGGAAGGUCAAGGUCGGACUCGAACCUGAGCUCCUCGUGCGGCGAUCAGAAGACGACCAGCUUCUCUGGUAUGUCAUCCAGCAUAGGCGACAAGAUGGACGCCAUUGACAGCGAUUUUAGAACAGUCAUGGCGGCGAGUGACGAGAACGCCAGCGAGCUCACCGUCAAGGUCAAGGCCGAUGUGAAGAUGAAGUCUAAGAUAGGGUUCAAGGCCAGUUGGAAGGAGGGGCGGACCGGUGUGCCUCAGAACGAGCAGGUUCUCUUACUGCUGAACAGGCUGAGGGACGCGGUGAACACUGAGCACACCAACACCAAGUGUUAG